This is a messenger RNA of Didymodactylos carnosus, 867 nucleotides long. The record is from the annotation of a GenBank genome assembly. Lineage: Eukaryota; Metazoa; Rotifera; Eurotatoria; Philodinida; Philodinidae.
AUGCAUAAAAAACAAGUUUUAGUAGCAAUAGCUAUCUGUAUACUCUUUUGUUGUUCAUUUUAUGAAACAACACGAUUACAGGAUGCUGAAUAUGAUGAUGUACAAAUACAACCUAGAAAACAACAACCUUGUUGUACUGGAAAACCUGAAGGAAGAUAUCAUGUGCACAAUUGUGGUGGGAAAUGUUGUUCCGAUGAUUCUAUACAUCAGCCAGGAAUGGGAAGAAUUGGCGCGGUUAAUUAUUUGCAUAUAAUUCCAGAUGGUCUAACUGAUUCACAACGUACAUCAUGGUUGAAAGCCGGUAAACAAGCACUUGAAAACCAGCAGUUAAAUGCAGUUACACCAGCAUCUGAAUACGAUAAAAGGCAUUAUGGAUCACCUAUCUUCAUUCAUUCUCUAACAGAAGAUAAAACAUUAAAUGAAUUAAUCUCAAAAAUUAAAUCUAUAAGGGAAUAUAUGAUAGAUACCGAAAGUGAUUCAAACAUCGGGCAAACCAAUUGUAAUCGUAAGCAACAAAAUGAACCUGCCAUUAUUCAAAUCCAAGUGAUAGAAAGUGAAGAACGUUCAACUGUGAUUAUAAUUGAAGCACAAUUUCUCCUUGAUCCAUCAUCAGAUAAGCACGUUGCAACAUGUCAACAAAAUAAAGCUGAUAUUGAUGUAAAGAAUGAUUACGAUCUUCUAUAUGAUCAUGACGAAAUGCACGAUCUUGAUGAAUUUGUUUCAAUGGAUAAUCACGUCAAAAAUCAAUUAAAUGAUGAUGAAAAUUCUGAUCAUAACUAUUGUAAAAAAUAUUGUAUAUUUAAAUCUCCAAUAUCUCAAUUUACAUCAACAUUAAAAUCAUCAUCACCAUCUACAUACAAUCAAUAG